CUCUGCAGACCGGCGCCCGCUCUCUGCCUGCCCUCAUCAGUUUGCUCAUCCCUGCUCUAGGGUGCUCGCUCACCUUGGGUGCCAGCUUGCCUGGGAGACUGGGAGAGGGGCACCCAGCUACGGCAGGUUGCAGUGUCAGUUCCAGCCCAGCUGGGAGAGCCGGGCAAGGUGACUUCCAAGCGGGCAGCAUCUCUGGGGGGCAUUUAGCUUUGGUCUGGAGAGCAGCAGAGGACAGGGAAAGAGGAGGAAGCUGCUGAGAGUGAGGGGCAGGGGGAGCUGCCCCCUAGGUCAGCCUGGGGGUUGGGGGUCACUCAGAGGCCCAGCGAAUCUGUAUUGUGAUUCAGACCUGCCCUGUGCCCCCCAGCGCCCACCCCAUGCACACUCUGUGCCUCUUCCCCCCCAUUGGUUGCCGCCCCCAGCUGUCUGGCAUCUCUCCUCCCUCCCCAGAUCUCCGGAUCCCCUUGAUGUGGAAGGACACGGAGUAUUUCAAAAACAAGGGAGACCUGCACCGCUGUGCCGUGUUCUGCCUGCUGCAGCUCGGCGUGGAGAUCUAUGACACCGAGAUGGUGCUGGUGGACCGGACGCUCACUGACAUCUGCUUCGAAAACGGGGUCCUCUUCACGGAGGCGGGCCCGGACUUCGAGCUGAAGGUGGAGCUGUACAGCGCGGGGCUGGAGGAGGACUCUGCGCUCGGUAGCACCCCGAAGAAGCUGGCCAGCAAACUGAGCAGCUCGCUGGGACGCUCCUCCGGGAAGCGGCUGCGCGCGACGUUGGACGGGGCCCCGGGGAGCCCCGUGAGUAAUGGGGGGAGCAGCCCCCUCCUGCUGCCGGCCCCCAGCGUGGCGGGCCCCAAGUACCACCUGCUGGCCCACACCGUGCUCUCCCUGGCCGAGGUUCAGGACAGCUUCCGCACCCACGACUUGGCCAUCACCAGCAAUGAGGAGAGCUCCUUCUGGCUGCCCCUCUAUGGCAGCAUGUGCUGUCGCCUGGCUGCCCAGCCCUACUGCAUGGCCCAGCAGAUGAUGUGCGGCUUCUUGAAAUUGCAGCAGCAGGUGGGUGAGCAGCAGAGCUGGGCGCGGCUGUUCUGCGUGCUGCGGGGCUCCAACCUCCUCUGCUACCGCCGGCCCCAGGAUGCCGAGGCCCUGGUGGAGCCGGCGCUCACCAUCGCCAUCAACAAG
Molecule: messenger RNA, 1178 nt
Organism: Terrapene triunguis (Three-toed box turtle)
Lineage: Eukaryota; Metazoa; Chordata; Testudines; Emydidae
Product: rhotekin-like
Exons: 6
Biological process (GO): mitotic cytokinesis; septin ring organization; actomyosin contractile ring assembly
Cellular component (GO): actomyosin contractile ring
Source: RefSeq, a predicted model, not a curated record